Molecule: messenger RNA, 285 nt
Organism: Rhinolophus ferrumequinum (greater horseshoe bat)
Lineage: Eukaryota; Metazoa; Chordata; Mammalia; Chiroptera; Rhinolophidae
Gene: DEFB128
Product: defensin beta 128
Exons: 2
Coding region: 1-285 (94 amino acids)
Biological process (GO): innate immune response
Cellular component (GO): extracellular region
Source: RefSeq, a predicted model, not a curated record
AUGAAGCUGUUUCUGGUUCUCACUAUUCUGCUGUUUGAGGUACCCAGAGAUGCCGCACGACCCAAAAAAUGCUUUAGUAAUAUAACAGGCUACUGCAGGAAGAAAUGUGAAAUGGGGGAAAUAUAUGAAAUAGCAUGUCUCAAUGGGAAGUUAUGUUGUGUUAAUGAAGGCGAAAACAAAAAAUAUCAAAAAGCCGAAGAGUUUCUUCAGCCUUCAAUGCAGUCUGAUGAGAAGCUGGACUAUGCCAUUUUACCCACCGUCACAAUUUUCACAAUCCAACUAUAA